GAGAGAGAGAGGCGGAGGAGAGAGAAACCACUAGUCUCCAGCCGCCUCGCCUCGCCUCGCCUCCCCCCUCGCCGCCUCCGCUCCCGCGCCGCGCGCCGCCGCUCGAGGAGGAGGAAAGCCCCCAGGGGUUGGCGCCGCGGACGGCGGCGCCGGCGCCGGCGCCUGCGGAAGGCCUCGAGAUCUCGCGGCGGCGCCGCCGGCUUGUGUUUCGGCGGGGGGCGGCGGCGGCGGCGCCCGGUGAGUUCGCUCGAUCCCCCUCGCCGCGGGAGCGCCCAAUCGAGCUGCUCGCCCCUCGAAUCGAGGGUUCUUGCGGUCGGCCUCCUGCUCCCCAGGCGACCGCGGAAUAAGCUAGCCCUCUCGCUUCGGGAGGGUUAGGGUUAGGUCUUCCGGAAUUGCGGUGGAAUUCCGCGGCCAAGGAGGCGCAUUGGUACCGCGGGGAGGUGGCGCUACGUGUCUCCGCGCCAGCAAUGAUGGGGAAGACGCACCGGUUCUCCAAGGGGCACCCGCUCGGCUUUGUGCCGGACUACCGGCAUGGGGUGGAGACAGUGGGGGAGUCAAAGGGGCUCGGGAGCCCGGCGAGGAUCGACUCGGGGAGCUCCUGCGCACCGCCCAAGAGGAAAUGCACCAGCGUGAAUUCGGAGGAGGGAGAAGGGGCCUCGGGGUUCAAUGUGCGCCGGGAGGUGUUCUCGCUGCCGCGGAUGACAGCUUUGGAUAGGAAGGACCUGGAGAUGAGGCUCCGUGACGAGCUUGUGCAGGUGAGGGCCCUCCAGAAUAGGCUGUUCCCAAGAGGGCCUGCGGUCAGCAUGAAUGGUGGAGCGGCGUCGGCACCCGGAGGUGGUGCUGAUGUGCACCCCAAGAAAAAGGUUGAGAAACUCAAGCGAAGCAAUUCGGUGCAGUUGGACAGGGGAGUGCCUCCACCAGUGGCCGUGGCUCCACCUGUUGCCAGCUCGGCUAACUACACAGCAUCGUUUAAGCAAUGUGCCAACCUUCUGAAGUCACUUAUGGCCCAUGCCUGGGCGAACCCGUUUCUUGCCCCGGUUGACGUCGUAAAGCUGAACAUCCCUGAUUAUUUUGAUAUAGUCAAGCAGCCCAUGGAUUUGGGUACGAUCCAGAAAAAGAUGAAUGCAGGGAGGUACCCUACACCUCUGGAAUUCGCUGCAGAUGUGAGGCUUACUUUUAGCAAUGCUAUGAAUUACAAUCCGGUCAAUAAUGAUGUCCAUGUAAUGGCCAAAACUCUGAGCAAGAUCUUUGAAACUCGAUGGAGGCUUAUUGAAAAGAAGCUUCCUCGACCUGAUGAGAAGCCACCUCAACCAGAUGAGAAGCCUCCUGUAAGGGAGCCUGCAAAAAAGAACGCAACUAAGAGAGAUGCUAUUGAUAAAGAAGACCCCAUCAAGAAAAAACCCUCAAAGAAAAGCGCACCUAAGCAAGACAUCUUUCAGGAAGAAGAUUUGGUGGACAAUCCAGUUUUGCAACCAAAGAAGAGGAGAACCUCUCCUUUGGUUUCCUCUCCUUUGCUACAAGAUGCUCCAUUGGUAGAGGCCAUUGUUCCAACUGGAAAAAGAAUAAUGACGAGUGAGCAAAAAUAUGAUUUAAGUGCAAGGCUACAAUCAUACGGUGCAUUGAUUCCAGAUCAUGUAGUUGAGUUCAUAAGGAGUCAUGCUGAUGAUUGUGAUGCCGAUGAAGAUGAAUUAGAGCUUGAUAUGGAUGCCCUUGGUGAUGAUACGCUUUUUGAACUCCAGAAGCUACUUGAUGACUAUGACAGGGUUAAUCCGUCAAAAAACCUUACAGAAGAGGACCCUCAUGAGGUUGAGUCCCGAAGUCAGUAUGAGCUGGUCAAUCCAUCAGUAUGUCACGAAGAAGGCAAUGAGCUCAUCGAUGAGGAUAUUGACAUUGGGGAGAAUGACCUUCCAGUUUCGACACUUCCUCCUGUGGUAUUUGAAGUUGAAACAGCAGAUAGAAACAGCAAGCAUAGUACAUCUAGCAGCUCAAGUAGUGACUCAGAAUCAUCCUCUAGUGACUCCGAUUCAAGUAGCUCAUCUGGAAGUGAUACAGAUGCCAAAGCUCUUCCACAAAACAGCGGGUUAAAGGAAAAUGUUCUACCUGUGGAUAACUUGGAUCAGGAAAAGGGUUUACUGAACACAUUAAAUCUACCAGAGCAAAGUACAGACCCUAUAUCUGUCACUGCUGAUGGUGAGGGGGAAAAUGUGUCUGAGAAGCAGGUCUCCCCUGAAAAGCAAAUCCGAGCUGCCCUACUGAGAAGCCGCUUUGCUGAUACGAUUCUCAAGGCUCAUGAAAAGGCCCUUGACCAGGUUACAAAAAAGGAUCCUGAGAAGCUUCGGCGUGACAGGGAGGAGCUUGAGAGGUUACAAAGAGAAGAGAGAGCCCGGUUGCAAGCUGAGGCUAAAGCUGCAGAGGAUGCUCGCAAGAAGGCUGAAGCAGCAGCAGCUGCUGAGGCUGCUGCAGAAGCUAAGCGGCAAAGGGAGCUUGAGAGAGAAGCAGCUCGUAAAGCUUUGCAAGAGAUGGAGAAAACUGUCGACAUCAAUGAAGGGAGCCUCUUCCUGAAAGAUCUUGAAAUGCUCGGAAGUGCCACAGGUGAACAGAUACCCAACUCGGUUGGUGAAAUGAGUCCAACUGAUAUGCCAGAUGCCCUUGGGUUUCAACUGAGAGGCAACGCCCUAGAAAAGCUAGGAUUAUAUAUGAAAAAUGAUGAAGAGGAUGAGGAGGGUGAUUUCACAGAUGAACCUGUGGUUGAUGUUGAAGAGGGUGAAAUAGAUUAACUGCUUCUGGACCAUUUUUGAUACUUUACAGGAGGCCUGGUGGCAUGGCUGAUCUGCAUAGCUGUUCUUUUGAUAUCUUUGAUAUACAAAGUGGCCUGACGAAAGAUUGAGUCUCAUCAAAACCAGGUCCUGUAUUCACUUUUGUAACUGCCCAAGUUUUGGAGCCAAUUUUUGGCAAAUGUAGCAAGCCACAAAUGUGUUGGAAGCCGCAUUGUGGUCAUGUGAGCAGUUGCAAGGAGCGUGCUUAUCGUUUCGAUUGAGAAUAUCUCUGUACUUUCCAUAACCACGGGAUGGUUUGGUGAUUUUAUUGGAUAUAUGAUGAUGCCAUAAAAGAGGAUGGAAAAGGGGGAAAGGAUCGAGGGAAAGCAUAAGGAGUGAUGGUUCUUGGCUCUUGAACACCUUAUGUAUGAGCCAUUUUUGAGGGUUAGUUUUAGAGCCAUUUUCCUGUUGUGAAUGUAAUAUCGGAAACUGUACAAAAGUUAGGCUGAUAGAUGGAGAACACUGUCUUUAAUUUAUGCAGUCCUGUUCGUCAUUGAUAACUCUUUAUCUUUUUUAGUACUAGUUCUCAUGAGAUACUGCUGA
Molecule: messenger RNA, 3359 nt
Organism: Panicum hallii
Lineage: Eukaryota; Viridiplantae; Streptophyta; Magnoliopsida; Poales; Poaceae
Product: transcription factor GTE9-like
Exons: 10
Coding region: 468-2777 (769 amino acids)
Molecular function (GO): protein binding
Source: RefSeq, a predicted model, not a curated record